AUGUCCGUUAUACGGUACAUAUGUAAUGAAACUACCAGAUUUCACACUUUUGUUGCAAACAGGGUUGCGUUGAUCAGAGAAGCUACAGAUGUUGAACAGUGGAACUACAUAGACUCAAAGUCUAACCCAGCGGACAUGGCGUCAAGAGGUAUCAAGAUGAAGAGACUGAUAAACUCAAGUAUUUGGUGGAAUGGACCAAUCAAAACUGGAAACCAAGAUCAAGAGGACUUGAAAAUUGGGAUUGAUGAUCCAGAAGUUAAGUGCAAUGUCAAUAGCACAAUGACUGAAACAUGUGAUGUGAUAGACAAACUAUUCCUCCAUUUUUCAGACUGGAUGAACUUAAAGAGAUCUGUUGCAUGGAUUCUUGCAGUGAAAGAAGAACUUGCGCGACGAGUGAAGAUAAAAAAACAAACAGUCACAGAUUUCCAAGAAAAGAACAAGAAAAAGAAAGAUGAACAGUCACAAAAAAUGAAGAUUAAAACAAGAGUUGCGAAAGAACUGUCAACCAAGAUGAUAGAUGAAGCAGAAGAGUCCAUUGUACAAUAUGUGCAGUCACAACAUUAUUCAGCUGAAAUAUGUGAUCUGCAGCAGAAACGGAAUUCCAGACAAAUCAAGCACUAUUCAUCCCUGCGCAAACUUGAUCCCAUUCUUUCAAGAGGCAUACUUCGAGUUGGAGGUCGAAUUGACAAAGCAGAACUUUCUUAUGAUUCUAAACAUCCUAUCAUACUGCCAAAGAACUCUCCUAUCACUGAAGUCAUCGUGAGAGAUGGUCACAAACGGGUUGGCCAUUUAGGGAAAAACACAAUGCUGUCUGAACUUCGUCAAAAGUUUUGGAUUGUAGGAGCAGGAAAUGUAAUCAAAAGUGUCGUGUCUAAAUGCAUAACAUGCAGAAAAUAUCAGGGUCAAACUCUGGGACAGAAGAUGGGUGACUUGCCGCAAAGAAGAUUGUCAACUGAUGAACCGCCAUUUACCAACACAGGAAUGGAUUUCUUCGGACCAAUAUUGGUGAAACGUGGGAGAGUCUGUGUCAAACGUUAUGGUGUAGUUUUCACCUGUUUAGCCAGGAAGUGGCGCACAGCCUCGACACAGAUUCAUGUAUAA
Haliotis rubra (blacklip abalone) is the source of this 1101-nucleotide messenger RNA. RefSeq lists its product as uncharacterized. The record is from RefSeq and is a predicted model, not a curated record. Bases 1 to 1101 code for a protein of 366 amino acids. NCBI's taxonomy places the organism in Eukaryota, Metazoa, Mollusca, Gastropoda, Lepetellida, Haliotidae. The transcript has a single exon.